Molecule: messenger RNA, 3484 nt
Organism: Oncorhynchus gorbuscha (pink salmon)
Lineage: Eukaryota; Metazoa; Chordata; Actinopteri; Salmoniformes; Salmonidae
Gene: piwil1
Product: piwi-like RNA-mediated gene silencing 1
Exons: 21
Coding region: 302-2866 (854 amino acids)
Biological process (GO): regulatory ncRNA-mediated gene silencing
Cellular component (GO): P granule
Molecular function (GO): protein binding; piRNA binding
Source: RefSeq, a predicted model, not a curated record
GUGUUUUUUUCCCGCAAGUUAAUGUGCAAAGAUAGUUAGCUGUCACUCCAAUGCUAAGCUAGCUAAACGAGCUUUAAGGGGCCAUGUGCCUGCCAUGCAUUUUUUUACUUCAUUGUGGAAGUAGCUAGCCAGCCACUUCCCAGCGCGUGGUUUUAACUUUGUCAACCAAUUUGUCUUUUCACUAUUUGUGGUUGAAAUCAUUCUAAAAGUUGGCUACAGGUCCUGUUUUUGUUGGCCUAGCGAGGCUUUGGCAAGUAAAGUACUUGUGUUGCAAGUGACUUUAAUGUUUUAGAAACUGAAAAUGACUGGCCGUGCACGAGCACGAUCAAGGGGCCGAGCGCGCGGUCAAGAGACCGCGGCACCUGGCGUGACACCCUUUCAGGAGACAGCACGAGAAGCUCCCCCCUCUGAGGGUGAGCUUGUGGGUCGAGGAAGACAGAGAACUGCCCCAGGGGCUGUGUCCUCUGAAGCCGUUAUUCAGAUAUCUGCAGGGUUUCAGCAGGUGAAGAUCGGAGAGAGAGGUGGACGGCGUCGUGACUUUCAUGAUGCAGGAAUCAACACCAGGCAGGCCAUGGAGCAUGUGAGAGAGUCCAAGUCUGGUUUAUCUGGUUCUCCCAUUGAGCUGAAAGCCAACUUCUUCAAGAUCCUGUCCCGCCCUCAGUGGGUGCUGUACCAGUACCAUGUGGACUUCAAGCCCGUCAUGGAGUCACGGCGCCUACGUUCUGCCCUCAUGUAUCAGCAUGAGGAAACACUAGGCAAAGCUCGCACUUUUGAUGGAGCCCUCCUCUUCCUGCCUCACAAACUGCACAACACGGAGACUGUGCUGUACAGUGAGACCAGAAUGGGUGAGAAAGUCCAGAUCACUGUCACUCUGACCAAUGAGCUGCCCCCCACUUCUCCAGUGUGCCUGCAGUUCUACAACAUCAUCUUCAGAAGAGUACUGAGGAUGCUGAACAUGCAGCAGAUUGGACGCCAUUACUACAACCCAACAGACCCACUCAACAUCCCACAGCACAGGCUGACCAUCUGGCCCGGCUUUACUUCCACCAUCCUCCAGUACGAGUCCAGCAUCAUGCUGUGCACAGACGUGAGCCACAAGGUACUGCGCAGUGAGACGGUGCUCAGCUUCAUGAUGGGCCUCAGGCAGCAGAGUGGAGAUCAGCGCUUCCCAGAGGCCUGCACCAAGGAGCUGGUAGGACUCAUCGUCCUCACCAAGUACAACAACAAAACCUACAGGAUUGAUGACAUUGCGUGGGACCAUACUCCCAACAACACAUUCAAGAGGGGAGACUCUGAGAUUUCUUUCAAAGACUACUACAAGGCACAAUAUGGUCUGGACAUCACUGACGGCAACCAGGUGCUUCUGAUCAGCCAUAUGAAGAAGAUUGGUCCUUCUGGAGGACCACCCCAAGGGCCAGCCAUGCUUGUCCCAGAGUUCUGCUACCUCACAGGCCUGACUGACAAGAUGCGUGCUGACUUCAACAUCAUGAAGGACCUGUCCACCCACACCAGACUGACCCCAGAGCAGAGGGAGGGGCGGCUCAACCGCUUCGUUGGGAACAUCCACCAGAACACGGAGGCCCAGACAGAGCUGAAUACCUGGGGACUCAACUUUGACAACAAACUCCUGAGCCUCACAGGCAGGGUCCUCCCUGCGGAAAGGAUUGUGCAGGGAUCCAGAACGUAUGAGUACAACCCCUGGCAAGCAGACUGGUCCAAGGAAAUGAGAGGCAUCCCACUGAUCAGUUGCCGACCACUGGAGAACUGGUUAAUGUUCUUCACCCGCAGGAACAAUGAUGUGGCCCAGGCCCUCCUGCAGACCCUCAACAAGGUCUCCACACCCCUGGGCAUCCGCAUGCAGAGGGCCAUCAUGGUGGAGUACGAGGACCGUCAGGAGUCUCUGCUCAGGGCCCUGCAGCAGAAUGUUAAGAAGGAAACCCAGAUGGUGGUGGUGGUCCUGCCCAGCAACAGAAAGGACAAGUACGACAGUGUGAAGAAGUAUCUGUGUGUGGACUGCCCCACACCCAGCCAGUGUGUGGUGGCCCGCACCCUCGCUAAACAACAGGCCCUCAUGACCGUGGCCACCAAGAUCGCCCUGCAGAUUAACUGCAAGAUGGGAGGAGAGCUGUGGAGCGUGGAGAUCCCACUGAAGCAGCUGAUGAUUGUGGGAAUUGACUGCUACCAUGACACGGCUGCUGGCAAGAGAUCAAUUGGAGCUCUGGUGGCCAGUCUUAACCAGGGCAUGUCCAGGUGGUUCUCAAAGUGUGUGCUGCAGAACCGUGGACAGGAGAUCAUGGACGGACUCAAGGUGGCGCUGCAAGGUGCCCUGAAGGCGUGGCUGAAGCACAACAACUGCCUGCCGUCACGUAUCAUUGUGUACAGAGACGGAGUGGGAGACGGGAUGCUGCAGAGUGUGGUCAACUACGAGGUGCCACAGAUCAUGGAGUCCAUCAAGACCAUGGGACACGACUAUGCACCCAAACUAACCUUGGUGGUUGUGAAGAAGCGCAUCAGUUCCAGGUUCUUUGCCCGCAUUGAUGGCAAGCUGACCAACCCUCCCCCUGGAACAUGCAUCGAUACUGAGGUCACCCGCCCAGAAUGGUACGACUUCUUCAUUGUCAGCCAGGCCGUCCGCAUGGGCAGUGUCUCCCCAACCCACUACAAUGUGGUGUACGACAGCAGUGGACUGAAGCCUGACCACAUGCAGCGACUGACCUACAAACUCUGCCACAUGUACUACAACUGGCAGGGAAUCAUCCGAGUGCCUGCACCCUGUCAAUACGCCCACAAAUUGGCCUUCCUGGUGGGCCAGAGCAUCCACAGAGAGCCCAACAUGAACCUGGAUGACUUCCUUUACUACCUGUAAGAGAGUACAAGCUAACUAAAGAGCACACUGUUUGAUUUUUGUUCAGGAAAUUGACUGAAUUUACUUAGGGGGUAAAGUGGUUCGGAUAUUCCCCCAUUUACAGGAGAGUGAAAACAUUUUUUUUUUUUUAUACUUCAGCAAUUUGAUUAUCUUCUGUUUUAUGCUGUUUUAUUUGAAAAAAUAUUUGUAGAUGGUCAUUGCAAAGUGUUUUAUUUGUGUGACAUGGUAUGAGACUGUUUUGAGAAGUUUGCUACCUCAGCUUUUAUUUUGGCUGUACAGUGCAUUUGGAAAGUAUUCAGACCCCUUGACUUUCUCCACAUUGUUACGUUACAGCCAUAUGCUAAAAAUGGAUUAAAUUGCUGUUUUUCUCAACAAUUUACACGCAAUACCUAAUAAUGACCAUGCAAAAAUAUGUAAGUAUUCAGACUCUUCACGCAGUACUUUGUGGAAGCACCUUUGGCAGCGAGUACAACCUCAAGACAUCUUGGGGUUGACGUUACAAGCUUGGCACACCUGUAUUUGGGGAGUUUCUCCCAAUCUCUGCAGAUCCUCUCAAGCUCUGUCAGGUUGGAUGGGGAGCGUUAUUGCAUAGCUAUUUUCAGGUCUCCAGAGAUGUUC